CUUCGGGCAGUAGGAUGAUCCUCUCGCUCACCCGAAUAGUGAAACUUGGGCCUCUCAGUUCCACUUGCCAAUCCAUGACACGUCCUGUUUAAUUCCUUCUUUUUUCAUAUCACAGUCUUCAACGUCAACGCCAAGUUGCAAGUAGACUUCUCUUUUAUGCUCAUGAGGCUCUCCUAUCAUCUAUUCUUUCUCUCCCUCUAGCUUUCUCCAUGGAGGCAAGUUCCUUCUUGUCCUUCUGUCUGGUGCUUCUUUUAGGCAUCAACGCGGCAGGCUUGUCUCAACAGGGCGUCCGGCAUCUGCCAAUGCGCCUCUUUGUGUUUGGAGACUCCGCCGUCGACACAGGGAACACAGGGAAAACCUCUACCCAAGCGUGGAGACCUCCUUACGGAAGCACUUUCCCCGGAAAACCGUCUGGCAGGUUCUCGGAUGGCCGGCUUCUGACUGAUUUUAUCGCGGCCUAUCUAGGAAUACCGUCUCCUACUCCUUACAAAGCGAGACGUGCCGGUGGCGGUCGGCAGCGAUACGGUAUGAAUUUCGCUUAUGCCGGAACAGGUGUGUUCGACACAUUUGUUAUGCUGCCCAACUUAACAACACAGAUCGGUUUCUUUGAGCAACUUAUCAAUGGAGGCACGUAUCGGUCGUCCGACCUGCGAUCAUCUAUGGCGCUCGUCUCGGCUUCCACCAAUGACUACACUUUUUAUGUGUUGAGAAAAGGGACGGUUGAGGUAUUGAAUGAGUUCAUAGGGUUGGUGGUGAACGAGACUGCCGUGGACCUGCGGCGCCUGAGUCGACUGGGCGUGGGGAAGAUAGCCAUCCUGGGUCUCUUCCCAUUUGGCUGCUUUCCGGUCGUCAGGCAGCUUCUGGCCUCGGCUCCCUCGACUUGCGAUGACCUUUUUAACCGCUAUUCCUCUCAACACAACAGCCUGCUGCGCAAAGCCGUUGACGAGAUCAAUGCCGAGCUUGGCCGUCCAUCGCACGUCGUUGUGCUUGAUACCUACAGUGCUGCAAAUUUCAUAAUACAUCAUCACGAUGAGUUGGGACCAAGGUUUAACGAUCCACUGGAGCCAUGUUGCGUGGGCCUGAGCGCCGGCAGCGAAUGCGGGAGCGUCGACGCUCAAGGGAAGCCACUGUACAGGGUGUGUAGGAGCUCAGGCUCCGCCUUCUUCUGGGACAAUGUGCACCCAACACAGGCUGGAUGGACUGCUUUGGUCCGCUACUUCCUCCCAACUCUUGAUCGCUUCUUCUCUUAAUGAGGAGCUAGGCCGCCGGCGCCGGGUGUGGUGGUCUAAACUGGAAGCCGUCUAAACCCAAAGCAAUAAAAGCCCGUCACUCAUGACUUUGUUUUAAUUGUGCGCUGCAACUUUUCAUCAUUAAUCUAGCUGCUGGAAAGUGAGGCCGAUAUUUGACUCGUCUCCA
This is a messenger RNA of Nymphaea colorata (pocket water lily), 1416 nucleotides long. RefSeq names its product GDSL esterase/lipase At5g03610-like. Gene Ontology annotation, molecular function: hydrolase activity, acting on ester bonds. The record is from RefSeq and is a predicted model, not a curated record. NCBI's taxonomy places the organism in Eukaryota, Viridiplantae, Streptophyta, Magnoliopsida, Nymphaeales, Nymphaeaceae. The transcript is spliced from 5 exons. The coding region runs from base 210 to 1250 and encodes 346 amino acids.